GCCGGCCUGGGAGGGAGGAGGAAGCGGAGGGCGGAGUUUGGCUGCUGCGGCCUUUGAUUCCUGGGGGAGAAAGAGGCGUCUCUGCUGCUUCUCCUGUUGUUCGUGGAGCGGCCAUGGCUGCGCGGCUCCUCCGGAGGCUCCCGGGGCUCACAGGGCGAUUCCGAGGCCCGCCUUUCGCUCUUCCGCAGCCGGGGCCUCUCCUCGGGGGCGCCGGGCCUGCCUUCCGAGGGACCAAAGCUGGCGACACCGGUAAGGAUCAAGCUUCUCUGACAAGAUAUGACGAGUCAAGAAGUAAUGCUGAUUGGCAAAAGAAAUUGACUCCGGAGCAAUUUUAUGUCACCAGGGAAAAAGGAACCGAACUGCCUUUUAGUGGAAUCCAUCUGACUAACGCGGAGCCGGGGAUGUACCACUGUGUAUGCUGCAGUGCCCCACUGUUCAGAUCAGAAGCAAAGUAUGAUUCUGGCACAGGUUGGCCUUCCUUUUCAGAAGCCUAUGGGACACAUGGAACAGACGAAAGCAAUACUAAUAUCCUGAGACGGCCUGAUAAUUCAUCAGGAUUAAGCCGGACAGAAGUCAUUUGCAAACAGUGUGAUGCCCAUCUGGGCCAUGUGUUCGGUGACGGUCCCAAGCCAUCUGGGCAGCGGUUCUGCAUCAACAGCGUUUCAUUAACAUUUAAACCGAGCUCAAACCAAUGAGGCUUGGAUCUUUACAUCCUGUGUAUUAAAAGUGCUUUAAUGCUGAGGAUUCUCUUGCCAAAGAGGACCACACUACCUUGAAAGCAGAUCAGGAACCAGGUGCUUGUAACAAAUGUCUCUAUUUUAUGUAAAUAUAGUAAAGUCAAUUAAUUAGCAUGCACGUAGCCAGUGUUGAGCCAUUGAUGUGAGAUCUGCUGCGUUUAUUCUGUAAUGGAAUAUGCUUCUUUGAUGUCACUGGCACAGUCUGUGCAUCCUCUGUAUGCAUGCAGAGCUCUUUCAGUCCAUCUUUAUCAUCAAAUCCUGCACAGACAACAAAGAGCAAGCUGUAUGUGAGCAUCCCCAUACAUAGCAACCCUCAUACAUAGGAAUGCCAUUUUUUAAAUCAAUCAAAGAAAAAGGGUUUGAUUGCUGAACUUAUUCUGAACAGUGUAAUCAAGAUGUAAAUAAAUAUAGCAGUUUUCCAAA
Messenger RNA from Anolis carolinensis (green anole), 1160 nucleotides. It is a transcript of the gene msrb2, whose product is annotated as methionine sulfoxide reductase B2. The record is from RefSeq and is a predicted model, not a curated record. Gene Ontology annotation, biological process: response to oxidative stress; protein repair. The transcript has 5 exons. Gene Ontology annotation, cellular component: cytoplasm. Gene Ontology annotation, molecular function: peptide-methionine (R)-S-oxide reductase activity. NCBI's taxonomy places the organism in Eukaryota, Metazoa, Chordata, Lepidosauria, Squamata, Anolidae. Bases 114 to 695 code for a protein of 193 amino acids.